AUGGCUUCCACGGGCAUUUUGCCACCUCCUCCUUUUCUGGCCACCCCCUGCACGCCCGAUGUGCCAUGGGCCCGAUGGUUACGGCUGUUUGAAAGGUUUCUGCUGGCGUCCGGAGCGAACGAGCUACCCGCACCCCGUCGCCGAGCCCUCCUGCUGCACUGUCUUGGGACGGAAGGACAGCGCAUUUUCGACGCGCUUCCACCUAGUACGACGCAAACCAAGGCAGAGACAACGAGUGCUGCACCCAGUGUCACGGCCACGCCAGAUGCCGCCGCUGGAAUCAUCAGAACCACUGCACCUACUGGUACGCAAGACAUGACCACGGAAGCCCUACGCCCACCUGACGAGUAUGACGUAGCCGUUGAGAUGCUUUCGAAGCAUUUCGCCGCCCCUUGCAACGUCCGCCUUCAACGCCAUCGAUUCCGGGAGCGUCGUCAACUGCAGGGUGAGCCCAUCACUGAUUUCGCCGUAGCACUUCGGGAGUUAGCAGCUCUUUGCAAUUUCGCCACUCAAGCGGACGAAAACCUGUGUGAACAGUUCGUAGCAGGCGUCACGAGCCCGCGGCUACAAGAGCGAUUGCUGCUGGAGGGCGAUAACCUUACGUUCGAUCAUGCUGUCGAGGUAGCACGGCUUCAUGAGCAAACCCAGCGUGAAUCCGAAGCCUUCGCCAAUCCUGUGCAGCGCAUUCAGCAGCAGUUGCGAGACAGCUCAGCCAGGCACGAUCGACGAGAUAACGGCCAUAAUGGCACACGCCUCCCGGGCCGUCGCCACUUCAGCUGCUCACGCGUGUACAGCGCACCUUCACCUGAUAUGAAUGCCGCCGCCGCUGCUGUCCCCGGGCCUAGAAAUGUAAAUGCCUGCGGAAACUGCGGCGCAGCACGGUGUUCGCCUACGGAAUGUCCCGCGCGCGGUCGCACAUGUUUUGCCUGCGGACGCCGCGGCCAUUUUAAGAGAGCAUGUCACAGCUACCAUCGCGGCCGAGAAGGGUAUUCUGCAGAGGUCCAGGAAAUCGUUCCGGAAGAGGAUACUACCAGUGUCACUAGCAUCUUGGCGGUCCGUACUCAUAAGAACACAGGCGUCUACGUGGAUGUCAAUGUCGCGUCAGUUACCGCGACGACACGGGUGCAUACCAUGAACUUUUUGGUGGACACAGGCUCGGCCGUGUCUAUUAUGGGUGAGCACCAAUUCCAAGGUUUGUUCGCAAAAGCAGCACAACUGACAAGUUCCCAUCUUACAUUGCUGGAUUUUUCGCGCAGGAAGAUUCCCGUUCUCGGGUCAUUUCACGCCAUAGUCACUUACAAGGGGAAACAACCCAUUGUAACUUUUCAUGUUACGCCAUGUGGUACAUCUCUCCUUGGCCUGGAUGCUGUUCAAGCCCUUGGCCUUCGCAUCAUGGGAGAGGAAUUGCACUGCCUGCAAAUGUCCAUGCAGGAAUGCCGAAAGCUUCCAGCAAUGAGUUCAGGCCUUCUCCAAAGCCCCAGGCAUGAAAAACCCCUUGGCCUUCCCAAGUUUGGAAUGCCGCCAACACUGUGGACCAAGUUUGGCCACUUGUUUUUGCCUGGCCUGGGACUUGUAAGAGGUGUGCAACACAAAGUUAAGAUGAUAACUUCCAUCGCGCCAGUCGCACAGAAGCUGAGACCCUUACCAUUUUCAGUCCGCCAGCCGGUCUUUGACGAGAUUGAGAAGCUACCUGCUGCUGAUGUCAUUGAGAGAGUCAAUGCUUCCGAGUGGGUAUCUCCAAUUGUAGCAGCCCGCAAAGCAGAUGGUAGCAUUCGACUGUGUGUCGAUAUCCGGGAACCCAACAAAGCUAUAGUAGCAGACAACUUCCCUUUGCCUCAUAUGGAGGAGCUGCUUCAUGCCCUCAAUGGAGCCCGCUGCUUUUCCAAGGUGGACCUGGCAUCAGCCUACUACCAGGUUGUGCUGCACCCAGACAGCAGGGACCUAACUUCAUUUAUAACUCAUGAUGGCCUCUUUAGAUUCAAGAGGGUCUGCUUCGGGUUGGCAUUGGCACCAGCUGCGUUUCAGCAGAUCAUGACGAAAAUUCUUGGAGGUUGCAAAGGGGUCUUAUGCUACUUGGAUGACAUAAUCAUUUUUGGCAAGACGGAGAGUGAACACAGGCAAAACCUGGAGCAAGUGCUGGAACGAAUAGCAGAAGUUGGGCUCAAGCUCAACGAAAAAUGCGUCUUCAACACGUCGGAGCUGUCGUUCUUAGGACAUCGCGUCAGCGCAGAGGGUAUAGCAUCGCUCCAGACCAAGAUUGAUGCAAUCAUCAAUGCUCCUGCGCCUAGAGAUGCAGCCACGCUACGCUCCUUUUUGGGGCUAGUUGAAUACUAUUCCAAAUUCGUGCCGCGACUGGCAGAGCAAGUAGAGCCAAUGCGUCGUCUACUUGGCAAAGACGUGCACUUUUACUGGGAUUACGCUGCGAAAGAGAGCUUCGCGGGAGUAAAAAGACUUCUAGCAUCCCAAAAGGUCCUCCGAAUGUUUGACCCGACGCUACCUGUCAUUGUCGCAACAGAUGCCUCUGCGUACGGUCUCGGUGCCGUACUGCAGCAAGUGGAGGGGUCCCAUGUGCGUACUGUGGCAUUUGUAUCGCGGACAUUUACAGAGACAGAACGAAAAUACUCGGCCGGAGAACGCGAGACCCUUGCCUGUCUGUGGGCCUGCGAGAAGUGGCACGUUUACCUCUGGGGCAGAUCAUUUACUCUACUGACGGAUCACCAGGCUUUGGUGGCACUGCUCUCAUCCCGUAGCACAGGACAGCGGCCACUUCGUAUUGCAAGGUGGACCGCACGACUGCUGCGCUACAACUUCAAAAUACAGUACCGCAGCGGAGCCCACAACCAGGUAGCAGAUGCCUUGUCCAGACUGCCCGUGCCAGACACAGAAGGGGGCUUCCAUGUUGAUGAAGAGGUUGUGUCCUUGGUUACAUCAUCGUCUGUACAUUGGGAGAAUCUUCAGGUUGCUACCGCGGAGGAUGACAUACUACGGCAGGUAAUGCAAUUUAUCCAGUCAUCAUGGCCAACAAGGAAAACACUUGCCGCAGAACUGACUCCGUACUACGAAAUACGAGACGAGCUCUCGGUAGUAGAUGGGUUGCUUCUGCGCACAGAAUGCGUUGUACUACCUGCCAAGCUAAGGGAUACAUUCAUCCAGUUAGCUCAUGAGUCACACCCGGGAAUCGUGAAGACUAAGUAG
Molecule: messenger RNA, 3195 nt
Organism: Rhipicephalus microplus (southern cattle tick)
Lineage: Eukaryota; Metazoa; Arthropoda; Arachnida; Ixodida; Ixodidae
Molecular function (GO): nucleic acid binding; zinc ion binding
Source: RefSeq, a predicted model, not a curated record